AUGAUUAACCAUAGGAUGUGUGGAGAAGCUGCAAAGAUGAGACAUUUAACCCGCAGGUUUAAAACGCAUGUGUAUGGACCAUGGCUGAGAUACGACACUGAACCGGCUGGUAAUGGCUUACCCGUGAAUCCGGACUACUUUGAGUUGUGUUAUGAGAUGGGUUUGGAGUACGAGGGGACUCUUACUUACGCUCAGUUCUUGGUAGAGGUCGAGGUAGAUGUUGUUUACGUGAGCGAGCAUGAGUGGGGCGGGAAGAAACUUGUUCGUUCCUUGUUAGUAAGUGAGUAUGAUUACUUUGAUAAGAUAUCGUCUCUGGCGAGGCUAACAGCGGAUGACAAGGCCAGCGUGGUCCAUGGACUCGUUGACCACGUAAUGAACGAGAGGGAGACUUGGUCGAAACAGAGAUGGGUUCUUCUCUUAUUCGUGUCGAGAAAAAAAUAAUGUGAAAGGGUAGAUAGAAGUUUAGAGAAGUCAGACGAUCUACUGAUGAAGACUAUUCGAGAUGCAAUCUUUGAGUUCGGUUUAACUCAGGUUCCUGAUUUUUAUGUUGAGAGUUUGGUGGGAUGGGUUAAAAGCUGCAACUACUUUCCACCUAUAGAUUCCAAAUUAAAGUUGCAUCCUAAUCACAAGUGUUUUACAGUGCUUGGCCCUGAUAUGGAUUUGUUUGGUACAUGCUGUAUAUGUCAAGGAGAUUUCUUCCUUGGAGGAGAAGCAACCGUUACGUCUCCUUGUUCUCAUGUUUUCCACACUCGCUGCAUUGAAGACUGGAUUCAAAUGUCUCAAAAGUGUCCACUUUGUCGUCUCCAGCUUAGUUGA
Molecule: messenger RNA, 816 nt
Organism: Brassica oleracea var. oleracea
Lineage: Eukaryota; Viridiplantae; Streptophyta; Magnoliopsida; Brassicales; Brassicaceae
Biological process (GO): ubiquitin-dependent protein catabolic process
Molecular function (GO): ubiquitin protein ligase activity
Source: RefSeq, a predicted model, not a curated record